AUGUCUCUCGAGGACGUAUUCAUGGUCUUGAGUGUUGUUUUGGGCCUUGUAGUCUCUUACAGCACCGUUUAUAAUCGUCGUCGACUGGAAAACCCAACCUACGGCAUUUGGACAACCAUUCUGCUCGAUAUCGUCUACGCUACCAAAGACAACUCUAUCCUACCACUCAUCGUCAUCCCUCAAUAUGGUAUCUACAGAACCCUCGACGAAAUGGAACAUUCCAGGAAUCUGCCCUCCGAUGGCGAUACUAGUAUGGCCACAAUCCCCGAAUCAAAAGCUGUUGGCGUUGAGGUGGACUUCGCUUUGGUCUAUGGCCACGUCUCUUCUAGGGACACGGCGCAGCCUAUCAAAAAACUCCUCAAGAAAUUCACGUGGAAAUCCAUGCCCUUUCGCCAGAUUCGUCUGCUAUCGGCUGCUGUGCCGCUGAUUGUAGAAAGCAAGCGCCUGCCCACCAGACACGCCAAGGACGUUCGGCAACUUGUAAAAGACUUGUCCAAAAUCUUGUUGGAAGGUGUGACACAGGCCGACUACCAGGUUCACUGUCUAUUUUCCAACCCCCGGUUCGCCUUGCAGCAGUCGGUGAUCGUGAUCGUCACUGCAGGGCCGUGGUGGUGUUGGAAGGAGGUCAACCGCACAGAUGUUGAUGAUGCACCAUUCACCUUUGAGGACUACAAAUCCGCUCUGAAGAAGGGGAAGCAGAGAGCGAAGCGAGCAGAAGCCGCGACGAACUGGCAGUCAGACGAUGACUCGGGUGACAAUGAACCUAGCCAAUCAGCGGCGCCCAAUACCGAUACCGUCGACCCGGCCGAGGAGGCCGAGGAGGCCGACCUGCUUCCUCUGGUGGAGCCGUCGUCGGCAAUCCAAUCGUUUCGACGCCACGUACGCACGCGGACCGAGCGAGAGGCGGAAGCACUGAGGCUCGAGAAAGUUGCAACGGAGAAACGGAAAGAGGAGCUGAAGCAUGGGCGGGCUACACGUCAUCAGAAGCUGGAAGCAGCGAGGGAGCUUUCUGCUGAGCUGACCUCAGGCCUUGAAGAAGUUCUCCCAUACUCGCGGGCCGCUCUCAAUCAGGCAGGUGCGAUGGUUUCUCGGGAUCUAAGCGGGGAAACGCAGGUCAUGAACUAUUUUGCUACUUCAAAGCAUCUUUUUUUGGCUACUUUGGAUGAACACCCGCCAAUUAAUCACUGGUCUGGAAUCCUUCAUGUGGGUACUAGGGAGUCGAAUGCACACCUUGAUUCCAUCAAAUCACGGCUUAAGAAAGUCGUUGUCGACACUGAAACAGAGAUGAAGAAGUUUUGGGAUUCAAUCUCAUGA
Mycena indigotica is the source of this 1314-nucleotide messenger RNA. RefSeq lists its product as uncharacterized. The record is from RefSeq and is a predicted model, not a curated record. The transcript is spliced from 3 exons. The coding region runs from base 1 to 1314 and encodes 437 amino acids. NCBI's taxonomy places the organism in Eukaryota, Fungi, Basidiomycota, Agaricomycetes, Agaricales, Mycenaceae.